This is a messenger RNA of Mustela lutreola (European mink), 1309 nucleotides long. RefSeq names its product ankyrin repeat domain-containing protein 26-like. The transcript has a single exon. Bases 192 to 1220 code for a protein of 342 amino acids. The record is from RefSeq and is a predicted model, not a curated record. NCBI's taxonomy places the organism in Eukaryota, Metazoa, Chordata, Mammalia, Carnivora, Mustelidae.
GCAGCUAUCAGAAACAAAAGAAAUGAUAUCUAAGUUGGAGCUUCAAAAAAUAGAAUGGGAGCAUGAACUCUGCAGUUUGAGAUUUACUUUUAAGACAAGAAAAACAAAAAAGAAUAAAUGCUGAAAUCUUAUAUGAAAAGAUUCAGGAGCAACUAACAAAAAGAGAAGAGCAGUAUAAGAAAGAAGAUGAAAUGAAACAAGAACUUGAAUUUAAUUUUAGAGCACUAGAUAUGGAAUUGAGGACUGUAAGAAAUAAUUUCAAUCAGGUUGCUGUGAUACAGCUUCAAGAAGAACUGGCCAAUACCCUAAAAAAACUAUCUGUGUCAGUGGCUUCACUGGAGGUGACAUCAUAUUGUCCUAUGAAUUUAGAAGAUGAGGUAAAAGACUUAAAGGAAAAACUGGCUCAGAGUAGGAAUCAGGUUGAUGAUCGUAUAGCAAAACUGGAAACUGUGUCUUCAAGAAACCAGGCUUUUAUUCAGGAAUUAUCAUCUAUUAAAGAAAUACAGACGACAUGUGAAAAGCUAGAGAAGAAUAAAAAGAAGCUGGAACGACAAGUAAACCUCAGAAGUUGUGUAGAAAUCAACGUGACGCAAGUAGCAUUUCAAGAAAGCAUAGCACAGUUAAGAGAAAAUAAUAAUGCUUCAGUAAGAAGUCAAAUGGAACUCAGAAUUAAAGAGCUGGAAUUUGAAUUAUCCAAAAUGAAAAGUUGUCAAGACUUUACUAAAACAGAAUUGGACAGAUACAAGCACCUCUACCUAGAAGAAGUAACACAUCGAAUGUCAUUGACAAAUGAACUGAAUAAGACUAGUGAGAGGCUGGCAGAGACCACUACCAAACUUCUGGUGGAGAAGCAGCAAAAGCAAAAUUUGCUUGACACUAUUAAUGUGAGGCCAGCCCUUGGUCUGCCUUAUGGUAGAAACGUUAAUAACAAUAGUUCACUAUUCAAUAGAAAUGUUGCUCUAAGAGAAAACGUGGUGAUUCGUACCUCAAACUCACGGCGUUCAAGUAAUGACAUCGAUACUUACUUCACCAAGGUGCAACAGGAGUUGGAAGAAACUAUAACUAGAGCAGCAAAGGAAGCGGCUGCUGAAUUUGAAUCAGGCUCAUCUGGUGAGACCACCUCUUUAGAAUCUACUUUUGCAAGACAUACAGAUUGUGAUGACAUAAUGAAAGCAUACAGAGAGUACUCAGAGUUUCUGAAGCAAAAGGAUAGCAUCUGAAAGAUAAAUAGUAAAAAUUUAUUUACUGGAUGUUUACACAACAUUUUAAUUGUUCCCUAUUAAAUGGAUGAUAUGCAAAAAUCUUUAAG